AUGGCCUGGGAUCAAUCUUCUCUUUUGGAAUCAAAUCAAAUGAGAUGCGUGGCAGAUUCACUUAAGCCAACUGGAUCCAGACUCGAGAAUGAGAUCUCUUACGAAAUAAAUGGUAUCUAUAUAGAUCAUAGUUGUAUGCUGACAUGGAUAGCAAAUUACUGCGGAUCGGAAUAUAGGUUUGAUUGCUCUAAUAUUAUCGAAAUAAUCGAUGGAUACUAUAAAGCAGAGUUUUAUUUGGACACUAAAAAGUUGUUGGAUGCUCCUGAUACAUUAAAUACAUAUUGUGAUACCUCUGACAUACUGUUUACCGAUUAUGUCUCCGACGAGACCACUAAAAAUAUUUCAAAAAAUCAAAUAAACAAACAAAAUUUAAGUAAAAUAGAUUCAAUUUCAAAUGCAAGUACAGAAAUAGAUUCGUUAAACGAAACCAAUAACAUAAAUACAAAAGAAAAAGAUGUGCCAGAAGUAUCUGAUGAUAAAAAUUCAAAAAUACAAGACAACGAACCCGAUUUAAAAACGACUCAAGCUGAAAUCAACGAAGAAAAAUCAGAUAAUCAAUGUGAGAAGCCAAAGGAUAAAAUUCCAACUGUACAAAAGAAACCAAUUCAAACACAGGUUCCACCUACAUCUAGUUUCAAUUUAAGAAGCUCAAGGACUAAUAGAAACAUAACCACAUCAAAUUAUUACAAUAAAGAUGAUUCAAGAUCAUUUAACUGUUAUUCAAGAAUACAUACCACUAAAUCUGAAGUGUCAUAUAGUCCUGAAGUCAAAAGACGUAGAAACUCGAAAUCAGAAAUUAGUAAAAAGAAACCAGAAUUUGAAGUUAGAAGAGGCGAAAGAGUCAGAAAAGUCAGCAUUUUCCAAGAUUGUUACAUUCCCGCAUCCAGAAACGAGUGGAUUUCAGAGGUUUUUAUAGGAGCACACAAGGAAAAUUUUUAA
Messenger RNA from Theileria annulata, 939 nucleotides. RefSeq lists its product as uncharacterized. Lineage: Eukaryota; Apicomplexa; Aconoidasida; Piroplasmida; Theileriidae. The coding region runs from base 1 to 939 and encodes 312 amino acids. The transcript is spliced from 3 exons. The record is from RefSeq and is a predicted model, not a curated record.